AUGGGUAAAGGGAAAGCGAAACCAAAAGCCAACGCCGAGAAGACCGCCAUCCAUACCGCGAAAAAAGAAGCAAAACGCGCCGCUCGUGAAGCUUCCGGUGUCAAAAGACCACAUAAAACAGCAAAAUCCCACGGAAUAUCAGUGAACGACCUCCAAAUCAAGACGCCACCUUCGGGCGCUGCGGAAGCCCUAAGUCAUGUCAAAUGGCCUUCGCUAUUCAAAAAACAUAUCGGGGUUCUGGAAAGUCAUGUCAAACAUUUGGAAAGGGUUCAGCAAAGUGUAAAGGACUUCAUGCUUGGGCUGCCUGAUGUUGAAAGGGACGCCUGGGAAAGAGGGGAGAAGGGUCAUUUAAAGAUUAUCGUCGGAUGCGUUGAAAGGGCCAAAGAAACCGUGAAGAAUGCGAAGGAGGCUGUCAGUUUAUUGCCUGGUCACAACGCUGCCUCCGCUCCGGCACCAACACUUCCAACUGCGCCAGUUGACGAGGAUGGGGAUAGCGAGAUGGAGGAUGCAUCAAGUAGCAGCGAUGUAGACGAAGCAGCAGACGCUGAGUCCACCAUCGAACCAACCAAAGCGAACGGCGCGGUAGUUGUCGAAGCCAAUCCGUACUUUGUGGUUGAUACAGAGCCUACGCCGGUUACAGUCGAGCUGGGCGCAAGCCAAUCGCAUACGAAAAAGAACAAAUCGCGCGCGAAGGAAGAACAUGCCUCCAGCGAGACACCUGUCGAUUUCGAGGCUCUGCAAGCAAAACUUCAGGCCGAGGUGGACAUCGGGGAAGCUACAAAAGACAUCGAGGCACACGGAGAGGUUGCAGAGUCCAAGAAAGACAAAAAGAGAAGAAGGAGCUCUGACGGCUUAAGCAAGGAGGGAAAGAAGGCAAAGAAGGAGGAAAAGGAGAGGAAGCGGAAAGCAUCUGGGGAUGGGGGUGAGUUAGUUGUUGGUCGAAAAAGGAAGUCUUGA
Glarea lozoyensis ATCC 20868 is the source of this 957-nucleotide messenger RNA. RefSeq lists its product as uncharacterized. The transcript has a single exon. Bases 1 to 957 code for a protein of 318 amino acids. NCBI's taxonomy places the organism in Eukaryota, Fungi, Ascomycota, Leotiomycetes, Helotiales, Helotiaceae. The record is from RefSeq and is a predicted model, not a curated record.